Trichophyton rubrum CBS 118892 is the source of this 1263-nucleotide messenger RNA. RefSeq lists its product as uncharacterized. Lineage: Eukaryota; Fungi; Ascomycota; Eurotiomycetes; Onygenales; Arthrodermataceae. The record is from RefSeq and is a predicted model, not a curated record. The transcript has 3 exons. The coding region runs from base 1 to 1263 and encodes 420 amino acids. Gene Ontology annotation, biological process: biosynthetic process. Gene Ontology annotation, molecular function: pyridoxal phosphate binding.
AUGCUAAGCCCGCCAGGAAGCAACUUGCAGCGAUCGCUGAGAGAAGCUCUCGAGAGACGGGAAUCAAGGGGAACCCUUCGUUCACUCAAGAUUGUACCAACCGGCGCCGUUGACUUUUCUUCCAACGACUUUCUCUCUCUCUCAACCAACCCGACCUUUCGAAGCCGGUUCCUAAGCAACCUCGCCAGAGCUUCGAGCUCGCUCCCUCUCGCAAGCACCGGUUCGCGGCUGCUGGAUGGCAAUUCCCUUUAUGCAGAGCAGCUCGAACAGCAGAUUGCCAGCUUUCACAAUGCGCCCUGCGGCCUAAUUUUCAACUCAGGCUUCGAUGCCAAUUCAGGGGUGUUUGCAUGCAUUCCCCAGCCAGGAGAUGUGGUCAUCUACGACGAGCUGAUUCAUGCUAGUGUGCAUGACGGCAUGCGACUCUCUCGAGCUAGGAAACUGGCUCCCUUCAUUCACAAUUCGAUCGAGGAUUUUGAACGGGUGCUCGAAGCACUCCUUCUCGAUGACCCUCUGCUGCUGGCCGGCCAACGGAAUGUGUUUGUCGCUCUGGAGUCGAUAUAUAGCAUGGACGGGGAUUUUGCGCCAAUACGGGAGGUUCUGGACAUACUAGAGAGGAAGCUCCCGCACGGGAACGGGCACGUUAUCGUGGACGAAGCUCAUGCAACCGGAGUAUUUGGCACGCAUGGCGCAGGUGUUGUGCAACAGCUAGGCGUGGAAGAUCGUGUUCUUAUCAGACUGCACACGUUCGGCAAGGCGCUGGCUAGCAAUGGAGCUAUCAUUCUUUGCUCCCCGCUUGUUAGAGAAUAUCUAAUCAACUAUGCCAGACCUCUCAUCUUCACCAGCGCCUUGGGCAUGCCCUCCCUCGCCGCAGUUCGCACAGCAUAUGAACUGAUGGAAGAAGGGCAAACACGAAAGCUGCAACUCCAUCUUCAGGACCUCAUCCAGCUCUUCCGUGAGAAGCUCAUGCAAGUUUCCCUAUCGGAUACCUCCAUACUUGAAGCAAAGCACUCUCCUACGUCGCCUAUCUUCUCCCUCCAAACCAAGUACCCCCGCGAACUAUCCAAAGCAUGCCAGGACGCAGGCCUGAUGGUUCGAGCAAUCAUGCCGCCCACGGUGCAAGUGGGGACCGAGAGAGUACGAGUCUGUUUACAUUCUGGAAACGAUAUGGAACAGGUACUAUUACUUUCCGGAGUAAUUGAGAAAUGGGUAAAGGAAAAAUCCAACCAUGCUACUGAGAAUAGGCUGGAGGCUGCAAAGCUAUAG